GUUUAAGAGCAGGGGAACUCCAAGGAUCACACUGCAAUUUGAACUUGUGCCUCCCCUGCCCCGCCUGCUCGGUCGUCUUGUCCACUUGCCCGGAACGAUUUCCGAAGUUUUCUGAAACUCCGGAUCGGCGAAAGAGACGGAAAGUUCAACACCCGACCCGUUUUUCCGAACCCGAAUUCGGUUUGUUUCUCAUGGCUUCUGAUGCUCCUCGAGGUCGGAUUGACCAGAAGAAGAGGAAAUUUGAAUCUCCUGUUUUGAAAUCUCCAAGAGCCAAUAAAGAUGCUAGGAUUUCGAAUGAAGGGUCUCCGGGCACCAAAGGAUCUCUAGAGAGUUAUUUAGUCAAAUCUCAGGAGGAUAGGGAGUCUGGGGAAUCACCUGUUAAGCGAAAGUUGACAUUAGAGCCUGGUCGGGUAUCCAAAGAUGAAGAUAAAGUGGCAGGUUCGUCAAAACAAUUGCACUCUCAAGGUUCUAAAACUACCAGUGAGGGUUUUAUGGCUAGAGAGCUUCCUAAAGAUUCUUUGGAGUCGAUGGCAGCUGCAAAGAAUUUGCAAUUUCAACAAUUUGCUAGUGAGUUCCUUUCGAUAUACUGCAGUGGGAAACCAAACAGUGAAAGUUCACAAUUACAGCAAAAUGUGCAUGCUUAUAAAGCACAUGCUAGCCAAUCUACUUGUGAUAUGGAUAUUAUGACAUCAAAUAAAAUGCCCUGUACUGCUGAUGUUAGCUAUUCUUCUGUUGAGGAUAACGCGAUUGCCUCUCAUAGCAAUUAUCUUCAAGCUUCCCAUAAAGGUGUGCCUUCUAAGUCUGCACAUGCAAUUCCACAUUCCAGUGAGGUGAACUUGGAUAGACUUGGUGAACCUCAAAUGAGCUUGAGAAGAUGCAAUAAGGUUCAAUUUUCCAGAGCAACUGAAUCUCUAACACCUGGUUUGUCCACUACGAAACACGUGGAAGGCCGCAGUCCACCGUCAGCACAGGGGACCUCGAUCUUUUCCCCUGGAGAAAAUUUCUGGAACGAAGCAAUUGAAAUUGCUGAUGGGUUGUUUGCCAGAAAUGAGAAAGGUACACACCGAGUUGUUGAAGAAAAUGAAACUAUGAAUACCCAACAUGAGGUACUUAGUCCCAACAAUCUGCCAUCCGGAGGAUGCGGCAUUAAAUCAAACACAGUCAAUGAAAGAGUUGUAGACAGAGUUUCUGGCGUGGGAAUUAUUUCUGCUGCUGUGCCAACAAAGAAGAUUGGGAAAGAAUUGGAUAAAGAAGUCUCUCCGUUGCCUGUAAAGCAUCUUGACUUUGCUUUGGAGGGCAACAAAAUGGUCCAAACUAAUAAUUGCCAUAUUCUUAGUGGGCAUCGGAUUGGCCAUGUUUCACCAACCAAUCAACACAUUCUCAGCUCCUGCAAUAAUGAUAAAGCAAAUGAACCGUUGACUGUAGAAAUUGCAGGGGCCUCCAAGUAUGCUGUUUCAAAAGCUAGCGUGGAGGUUUUUGUGCAAGGUAAUGGUAGCCCAACUUUUAAUACACCAACCGAGAGAUCUGGUAAUAUGAGAGCCCAUUCUAAAUCAAGUGAGGACACCACUCCUUCAAGUUUUUCUCUGCAAAAGGAUCGUUUAGACCUCAGCAAUUGGCUUCCACCUGAAAUAUGCAGCAUUUACAAGAAGAAGGGUAUAUCAAAAUUAUAUCCAUGGCAGGUUGAUUGCUUGAAUGUGGAUGGUGUUUUGGAAAAUAAGAAUCUGGUUUAUUGUGCUUCUACAAGUGCUGGAAAAAGUUUUGUUGCUGAGAUUUUAAUGUUACGGAGAAUCUUAUCAAGAGGGAAAAUGGCAAUCCUUGUACUGCCAUAUGUAUCCAUUUGUGCAGAAAAGGCAGAUCACCUAGAUGUUCUUUUAGAACCACUUGGGAAACAUGUACGCAGUUAUUACGGAAAUCAAGGUGGCGGAACCCUUCCAAAAGACACCUCUGUUGCUGUUUGUACAAUAGAAAAAGCCAACUCCUUGAUUAAUAGACUUCUAGAAGAGGGUCGUCUUUCAGAGCUUGGUAUUAUUGUGAUUGAUGAACUGCAUAUGGUCGGUGAUCGGAACAGAGGCUAUUUACUGGAGCUAUUGCUGACAAAGCUUCGCUAUGCAGCCGGUGAAGGCAACACAGAAUCGUCCAGUGGAGAAAGUUCAGGCAUGAGCAGUGGGAAAACUGACACUUCUCAAGGUCUUCAAAUUGUUGGAAUGAGUGCAACUUUGCCAAAUGUGGCUGCUGUUGCUAACUGGCUUGAUGCAGCUUUAUACCAAACGGAUUUCAGGCCUGUUCCGUUAGAGGAGUACAUCAAAAUAGGUAACACAAUUUAUAACAGAAAGAUGGAAAUAGUAAGGACAUUGCCAAAAGCUGCAGAGCUUGGUGGCAAGGAUCCAGAUCAUAUUGUGGAGCUUUGCAAUGAGAUUGUUCAAGAGGGUCAUUCCGUGCUAAUUUUUUGCUCGAGCCGGAAAGGAUGUGAAUCAACUGCUAGGCAUGUUGCGAAGUACUUAAAGAAGUUCUCAAUCCAAGAGUCCGAGUUUGAUAUUGAUUUUGCAAUUGAUGCACUGCAAAGAACUCCUGCAGGCUUGGAUCCUAUACUUGAAGAGACGCUUCCGGCUGGCGUUGCAUACCACCAUGCUGGACUUAUGCUUGAGGAAAGAGAAACUGUUGAAAGCUGUUAUCGCAAAGGACUUGUACGAGUCUUAACUGCGACAUCAACUCUUGCUGCUGGAGUUAACCUCCCUGCCCGAAGAGUUAUUUUCAGACAACCCCGUAUUGGGUGUGACUUUAUAGAUGGUACAAGGUACAUGCAGAUGGCUGGUCGUGCUGGCCGGACUGGGAUUGAUACAAAAGGAGAGAGUGUGCUGAUUUGCAAACCAGAGGAAACAAAAAGAAUUUUGAGACUUUUAAAUGACAGCUGCCCACCACUGUAUUCUUGCCUGUCGGAUGAUAAGAAUGGAAUGAUUCAUGCAAUAUUAGAGGUCGUUGCUGGUGGGAUUGUUCAGACUGCUAACGAUAUUCACAGAUAUGUUAGGUGUACUCUUCUUAAUUCAACAAGACCAUUUGAAGAUGUGGUAAAGUCAGCACAGGAUUCUCUAAGAUGGUUAUGCCACAGGAAAUUCCUUGAAUGGAGUGAUGACACAAAAUUGUACACUACCACACCUCUUGGUCGAGCAUCUUUUGGCAGCUGCCUCUCUCCUGAAGAAUCACUUGUUGUAUUAGAUGAUCUGUUGAGGGCUAGAGAAGGUUUUGUACUAGCAUCUGAUCUGCAUUUGGUUUACUUAGUCACACCCAUUAAUGUUGAGGUUGAGCCAGAUUGGGAUUUGUAUUAUACAAGGUUCAUGGAAUUGCCUACUUUAGAUCAGUCUGUUGGCAAUCGGGUUGGGGUUCAUGAACCCUUUUUGAUGCGCAUGGCACAUGGAGCUGUUCCAGGUCGCAGCUUCAAUAAAUCUAGGGAGGCUACUAAGGGGUUUCAGGUAAAGCCUGACUGCAGAAUUGGGAUUUCAAACAAUGGUAUGCUUUCAGAUGAACAAGUGCUGCGAGUGUCUAGAAGAUUCUUUGUGGCUCUAAUACUAACAAGACUCGUACAGGAAGUUCCUGUUCCAGAGGUAUGCAAUGCUUUCAAAGUGACAAGGGGCAUGGUUCAAGGACUACAAGAAAACGGAGGGAGGUUUGCAUCCAUGGUGGCUGUCUUUUGCGAAAGACUAGGUUGGCAGGACCUUGAAGGCCUAGUAUCCAAAUUCCAAAACCGUGUUUCAUUUGGAGUCAGGGCAGAGAUUGUGGAGCUCACUAACAUACCUUACGUUAAGGGUUCCCGGGCCCGGGCCCUUUACAAAUCUGGUUUGCGGACUCCUCAAGCUAUUGCAGAAGCAUCGCUUCCUGAAAUUGUAAAAGCACUUUUUGAAUCUUCAUCAUGGUCUGAACAAGGAUUUGUACAGCGGAGGAUGCAAUUGGGAGUUGCCAAAAAGAUUAAAAAUGGUGCCCGCAAGAUUGUUCUUGAGAAAGCUGAAGAGGCAAGAAUUGCUGCAUUCUCAGCCUUCAAAUCACUUGGACUUGAUGUCCCACCUCUCCUCUCAGCUGCUGCAACAAAUGCUGAUCGAAAAGAGUCGAGCACCUCAUCUGGAGAAAAGUCAACUAGCAAUUUUGUUCCUGCAAGGCAGAUAAACCGUGCUAUUUCAACAUCAGAAACAGGAGAAGAUAAAUCAGAAGAGAGAUUUUCUAUACGAUGUGAUGCUGUGGCUGAUGAGCCCGUUUUAGUUGCAGAAGGGUAUAGAAUUCUCAGUUCCGAAAUUAAAACAACCACUAUUCCUCUUGAGAUAAAAAAGAAUGAAAGAAAAUCCUACAACGAGGAUGUUGGUCAUGCUGCGCAGAAGCUGCAAGACAAAAAUGGAACAAGUAAAACAAAUGACAAUAAUACUCCAAAGAAGGGUCCAAUUAAUGCAGUUAGCAGUGCUGGGGGAUUUGAUAAUUUUUUGGAUCUCUGGGACACUGCUGGAGAUUUUUACUUUGAUAUCCACUUUACCAAAAGAUCUGAACUGAAUGCUAUUCUGCCUUUUGAAAUUCAUGGCAUAGCAAUCUGUUGGCAAAACUCUCCUGUGUAUUAUGUUAGUUUUCCCAAAGAUUUGUUCCGGUCAAACAUCAGAAGGGAACUUCUGCUGCCCAUUGCUUCUGGGGAUAAUGAUGCUCCAUCACCAAAGAAUCAGUGUGAAAUGGCAUUGCAACGAUGGGAUAGAAUAAGAACUAUAAUGGGUAAAAAGAAUGUAAAGAAGUUCACUUGGAACUUAAAAAAGCAGAUUCAGGUGCUUAAGUACCCUGCUGUUUCCAUUCUAAGAUUUGGUUCCGUAAAUGCUGCUGCCAAAGCUGCGGACUUGAAUCUAAUAGAAGGUUCUUACUAUGUUUUGUCACCCGUUCAUUUGCAAGAAGCAGUUGAUCUUUGCAUUGUUGCAUGGACACUUUGGCCUGAUGAGGUGAAGGGUUCUAGUCCUAGUCUGGAAAAGGAGGUGAAGAAGAGGUUAUCGAGUGAGGCAGCUGCAGCUGCUAAUCAGAAUGGUAGAUGGAAGAACCAGAUGCGAAGUGCUGCUCAUAAUGGCUGUUGCCGCCGAGUUGCACAAACACGUGCUUUGUGUUCGAUUCUGUGGAAACUAUUAAUAUCUGAAGGUCUUCUUAAGGCUCUCACAGAUGUGGAGAUGCCAUUGGUUGAUGUUCUUUCUGAUAUGGAGUUAUGGGGAAUUGGUGUUGACAUGGAAGGAUGCUUACAAGGUCGUGAAAUUCUGAGAAGGAAGCUAAAAAGUUUGGAGAGGGAAGCUUAUACAUUGGCUGGCAUGACCUUUUCAUUAAGCACAGCUGCUGAUAUUGCAAAUGUACUUUAUAACCACUUAAAGCUUUCUAUUCCAAAGAGAGAUGGAAAAGGGAAACAACACCCCAGCACUGAUAAACAUUGUUUGGAUUUGCUAAGGAAUGAGCAUCCCAUUAUUCCAGUCAUCAAAGAGCACAGGACACUGGCAAAACUCUUGAAUUGUACAUUAGGUUCAAUUAGUUCACUUGCUAGGCUAUCUAUGAGGACUCAGAGGUACACAUUGCAUGGUCAUUGGCUUCAGACGUCAACAGGUACAGGACGACUUUCGAUGGAGGAACCAAAUCUUCAGUGUGUUGAGCAUAUGGUUGACUUCAAAAUGAAUCACGCUGAUAAAACUAAUGGUGAGUCAGAUGCUGAUCAUUACAAGAUCAAUGCGCAUGACUUCUUUUUGCCUACUCAGGAGAACUGGGUAUUUCUAACAGCAGACUACUCUCAGAUAGAACUGAGACUCAUGGCUCAUUUCUCUAAAGAUUCUUCUUUGAUUGAGCUCCUAAGUAAUCCCCAUGGUGAUGCUUUCACCAUGAUUGCAGCGAGGUGGACAGGGAAAUUGGAGUCUAGCGUUAGCUCGAAAGAGCGAGACCAAACAAAGCGGUUGAUUUAUGGCAUUCUGUAUGGAAUGGGAGCCAAAUCUCUUGCAGAACAACUGGACUGCAGUAUAGAUGAAGCUUCUGAAAAAAUUCAAAGCUUUAAAGGCUCUUUUCCCGGUGUUGCCUCCUGGCUACAAGAAGCAGUUUCUUUCUGUCGUGAGAAGGGUUAUGUAGAGACCCUUAAUGGCCGAAAGCGUUUCUUGUCAAAGAUCAAAUGCGGGGACAGUAAGGAAAAAUCUAAAGCUCAGCGGCAGGCUGUGAAUUCGAUUUGUCAGGGAUCUGCUGCUGACAUUAUUAAAAUUGCAAUGAUACGUCUUCACUCUGCAAUCGUCUAUGACAUUGGCAUGCUUAAAGGGAGAUGUCAAAUCGUCCUACAGGUUCAUGAUGAAUUGGUCCUUGAAGUUGAUCCUUCUGUUAUCAAGGAAGCUGGAGUGCUGCUACGUACAAGCAUGGAAAAUGCAGCCUCACUCCUUGUACCCCUUCGCGUCAAGCUAAUGGUUGGAAGAACAUGGGGAUCAUUGGAACCUUUCCACAUCGAAGGUUCCAGUGACGAUGCUACUGUACCUACUCAAUAGGGCUUCAAUGAUCUGCAUUCGAUUGCCUGGUGGGGAACACACGUACUAGCAAUUCAUGGCUAAAGGCCGAAUAAUAUGUUAUUCGACAAUGGCACUCAGCCAAGCUUCCUGUACUUAAAGGGCCUCCAUGACUUUGAAGAAUUCGAAGUUCCCAUCGUUUCAACCGCGAUUAUAGAGCUGGGCAAAUUCACUUCAUUUGCCUCAGAAGGGCUUAUUUUAGGCCAUGGAACAUGGCAUAACAACUUCCCCAACAGCUUAAAUUAUUGAUGGCUUCUGAGCUCAUAACAGGCUGGAAUGGAUUCAGGUGAACUUGUAACGUCGUGGUAAAGCGACUUUUCUUGAUCCCGGUUCUAAUGCAAUCUGUGUUUACAAGACGCUUUGGGCAUUUGGGCCCCGGGCGAUGAAACUGAUUCAUGAGAGAUGGCUUGGGUUGCUGUUGCUGAUUUAUAUACUGACCAAAAGGAUUAUAUGACUUGGUAGUUGGUAUACAGACCAUAGAUAUCUGAAUAUUGUACAAUCAUUUUUCAACGGCGAGUUAUAAUAAAUACUCCUUCCGUCC
Messenger RNA from Cuscuta campestris, 7068 nucleotides. NCBI's taxonomy places the organism in Eukaryota, Viridiplantae, Streptophyta, Magnoliopsida, Solanales, Convolvulaceae. The record is from the annotation of a GenBank genome assembly.